GUGAAGACGAACUUAACGAAGUCAAGAUUGUGGCGGUGAAGAAAAUAGUUUUUGGAGUGUAGUUCAUCGCCAGUGGAAGCUGCAAGCUUUUUUGUUCGCCCAAUCACUAUUCGGAAAUUGACAAAAUGCAAGCUAUUGUGCCGCUGUGUUCGGUCCCUCUCACUGCCACUGUCAGCCACAAGCACGAAGAGAACCUGAGAAAGCAAACCGACAACCGCUCUCUCGCUGCCGCACAAACUAACGCACCCAAUAAAUAUUCAAUUUCGGCGUGCUUUUCUGGAAAUCGAGGGUUGGGAGGGAGAGGGCGAUUUUAAUUUGUGCUUCUGAAUCAGUGUUCGAAUUCCGGCGAUGGCGAUCUCGAUUUCGCUCUCAGGUGCUUCCGAUCGAUCGAUUGCGCGAACCAAACUGUGAGAAAAGGAGUGUUCAGAGAGGAACAGGGAGAAGGAAUCUGUAGGCAUGGAGGCUAUACGGAGGCAAGCAAGCAAGCUCAGAGAGCAAGUGGCCAAACAACAGCAGGCAGUUUUGAAACAAUUGGGACGUUUUGGUAAUGAAACAACAAUGAUUGAUGAUGUGGAACUUCAGUGCCACCGACUUCUUCAUAAUCUAUAUAACUCUACGAGGGUAUCUAAGCAUUUUCAAAGGGAUAUUGUUCGUGCUGUGGAAGGUUUUAUUUCAACAAGCUGUAGGCAAAUGGAGAUAAUGAGAAAAUUGACUGAAGAUUGUUGCAAAUUUGGAAAUGAAAAUCGAAGUGCAAAAUCUCCUCUUGCAAGGGUUGCUCUUCACUUUGGUACCUCACGUAGUUCCAUGGAAGAAGAGAGGGAAACUUUGAUUGCUAUUCUUGGUGAUCAGGUUUCUGAACCACUGCGGUCAUUAGUAGCUGGAGCUCCUUUGGAAGAUGCUCGUCACUUGACUCACCGUUACGACAGCCUCCGCCAAGAGGUGGAAGUGCAGGCAGCUGAAGUAUUAAGGCGCCAAUCCAAGUCCAAGGAUCCUGGUGUUCCUUCUGAGACUUCCACAAAACUUCAAAGUGCAGAAGCAAAAUUGGUUGAGCUCAAAUCUGCUAUGAUGGCUCUUGGACGAGAAGCAACUGCUGCAAUGUUGGCAGUAGAGUCUCAGCAGCAACGGAUAACAUUAGAAAGGCUUCUUAUGAUGGUUGAUGCUGAGAGAUCUUAUCAUCAGAGCAUUGUUUCUAUUUUAGAAAAGCUACAUGCCAAGAUGAUUCUAGAGAAACAACGAAGUGAAUCUUCAUCACAAUCAUUGACAAUGCAGAGAGAUGUGCAUCCUACACAUGAGGAUACUUAUUUUAAUGGGUCAAAUGCUGAAGAACUUAUGGAUCAAAAUGAUAUGCACUUUAUUGCAAAAGUUAUACACCCAUUUGAUGCUCAAGCAGAUGGGGAGCUGACUCUUUCAAUCGAUGACUAUAUUGUGGUUCGCCAGGUGGCUCCUAAUGGAUGGUCUGAAGGUGAAUGCAAAGGUAGGGCUGGAUGGUUUCCAUCUGCUUAUAUAGAAAGGCAGGACAAAGCUCCUGCGAGCAAGAUAUUGGAAACAGGGUCUUCCCCAUGAUCCCGAAGUACUGAAUAUAAAGGUUUGUGUUCAUUCUCCUGUAUCUUUGUGCCAUUAGUAUGUAAUUCCUGUUACUGCACCUGCCUGCUUCAAUGUGUGCCAUAUUCCCAUUUGUACUGUACAGUGUUAUAAUGAGACAACAGGCUAUAGGGGCAUUUUAUUUUUGUAUAGAAAAUGGAAUGUGUGAGUGGCUUUUGGCUUUGAGAGGCUUGAAUUCAAAUUUUGUGUGCUUUGGAUGUUGGACUCCCUUUUGGUUUUAGCUGUUAAAACAUAUGUAGAUGUGGAGGAUGCUCCAUAUUUCACAUUGUGUUGAGAUGUGUAUAAUUUGUUGUACAUUUUCAA
Messenger RNA from Malania oleifera, 1905 nucleotides. Its product is annotated as SH3 domain-containing protein 1-like. Gene Ontology annotation, molecular function: protein binding. The record is from RefSeq and is a predicted model, not a curated record. Bases 457 to 1563 code for a protein of 368 amino acids. The transcript is spliced from 10 exons. NCBI's taxonomy places the organism in Eukaryota, Viridiplantae, Streptophyta, Magnoliopsida, Santalales, Ximeniaceae.